Messenger RNA from Phalaenopsis equestris, 1584 nucleotides. RefSeq names its product protease HtpX homolog. Gene Ontology annotation, molecular function: metalloendopeptidase activity. The record is from RefSeq and is a predicted model, not a curated record. Gene Ontology annotation, cellular component: endoplasmic reticulum membrane. The coding region runs from base 66 to 1076 and encodes 336 amino acids. The transcript has 9 exons. Lineage: Eukaryota; Viridiplantae; Streptophyta; Magnoliopsida; Asparagales; Orchidaceae. Gene Ontology annotation, biological process: CAAX-box protein processing.
ACGAGCAUAAAGUAGUCUUCUUGCAUCCUGAAUCCGUACCUUCUACCUGCGUCUUACAGUUACAGAUGGCUUCAGCCCUUCUUCCUCUCUCGCCCAUCCUCUGGGUGAAUUCACUGUCUCCGUUCACGGAGUGGGUACGCGGUUCGAGGAUCCCGUUUCGGUCUCUUUCCUUGAGAAACUGGUCGACGAAAGUAGGAAAACAAGGCAGAACUACAGUUCCGAUUUGCGGUGCGGCUCCCCUCGUCUUCCAUAACCUCGAAGCUGAUGAUUUCCGGCAUCCCUUAGACAAGCAGAACACUUUGCUUUUGAGGAUGAUUCCAGGACUGAAUGAACUAGUCAAAGCUUUGUUAGGUUCAGUUGCAGAGCAGGUUAUGCUUCUCGAAAAUAUAGGAACAUCUGUGCUUGUUUCUGAAAAACAGCUAUCUGAUAUUUAUCUGCUGUUGGUGGAGGCUGCCAAGGUAUUAAACAUAGAACCUCCUGAUCUGUAUCUCCGUCAAAAUCCUGUCCCAAAUGCAUAUACUUUGGCAAUCAGUGGCAAAAAACCAUUCAUUGUUGUCCAUACAAGCCUUGUAGAGCUUCUUAGCAGAAAAGAGUUGCAGGCUGUUUUGGCUCAUGAACUUGGCCAUUUGAAAUGUGACCAUGGCGUGUGGCUUACUUUUGCUAACAUCUUAACACUGGGAGCUUACAGUGUACCUGGAUUUGGUGGGAUUAUAGCUCAGAGGUUGGAAGAACAGCUAUUGAGAUGGCUUCGAGCUGCUGAACUGACUUGUGAUAGAGCUGCACUUCUUGUUGCUCAAGAUCCGAAGGUUGUCAUCUCUGUUCUGAUGAAACUCGCCGGAGGAUCUCCUUCUCUUUCAAACCAGCUAAAUGUUGAUGCUUUCUUGGAACAAGCUCGUUCAUAUGACAAGGCUUCUUCAAGCCCAUUUGGAUGGUACAUAAGGAAUGCUCAAACAAGUCAGUUGUCCCAUCCUUUGCCUAUAUUCCGCGCUCGAGAAAUAGACGAGUGGUCCAGGAGUUCAGAGUACCAGUCCCUAUUACAAAGGGCAAUGCAAAAUAAACGCUCUCAGAGAGUAUAGAUUUAACUGCAAACUCCAUCAAAGACGGGGCCAUGGAGGCCUGUGCGUGUAUAUACACACAACAAAAAAUACAUCUUCAGAUGCUGGGGCACAUAUAUCUGCAGGUUGGUGAUUAAUAUUAUAAACAUCUCUGCAUCGAAAACAUAUAAAUUCUAACAUUGUAUUGUAUCUGAGAAAAAUGUCAAAAUGGUCCCUGACUUUUUAUAAAUCAUCAUUUUUAGUCCCAGAGUUUAUAAAAGUGUUAAGUGUCCAUUCAAUCCCCAUACUCUUUACAUAUGGGCUGAAAUAAGAGUGGAUUAAUUUGACGUUUUUAUCUUCAUAAACUCCAGGAUUGAAGUGACCCUAAGUAAAUAGUCAGAAGAUUAUUUUGAUACUUUACUUCAUUGUAUAUAUAUUAACUGCUGUGAGAGUGGUAUGUAGAUGCAGCUGCUUGAUAGCUUUGCCAAUAUCAAGCAGUGAAUGAUAUGAAAUUUCGUUUUGUCAUAUGAGUGCCUUAGAUAUGACCUUA